Messenger RNA from Darwinula stevensoni, 477 nucleotides. NCBI's taxonomy places the organism in Eukaryota, Metazoa, Arthropoda, Ostracoda, Podocopida, Darwinulidae. The record is from the annotation of a GenBank genome assembly.
GAAACGCUCACGAUUCUCGAUCGAGUUUCUCUGCAAGUCCAUCCUGGUGAACUUGUGGCCAUUAUUGGCGCUUCUGGUUCUGGGAAAAGCACAUUUAUGCAUAUUUUGGGUGGUUUGGAUGAGCCAGAUCAAGAAUUUAACGCGCAGGAAAAUGUUGCUAUGCCACUGUGGAUGCGUGGAGUGAGUCAACAAGAUGGUUUGGCGUUGGCUCGAGAUGCCUUGGAAAAAGUAGGUGGAGAGCGUCAACGAGUGGCGAUUGCAAGAAGCUUAGUGGCCGAUCCAGCCUGCAUUUUGGCCGAUGAGCCUACUGGGAACCUUGAUUCCGCUAACGCCGAAAAGGUGAUGGAGUUGAUGUUUACGAUGACGCGUGAGCGUGGCAUGAGUUUGGUGUUAGUGACGCAUGAUCGAGAAAUUGCUGCACGUUGCGAUACGAUAUAUCGGCUGGUGCGAGGUAAACUGGAGCGUGUUGAGUUGCGG